AUGAAUGAAUCCAUAGAUGAUGACUUUAUCUUGGGGUUUGUCCCCAUUCAAUUGUCCUCAUUUAAACCACAGUCAUUACUUCAUGCCUUUGAUUUCUUAGGCUUCGACAGUGACCACAACUUGGUUAUAGCAGAGUCCAGAAAGUCAAGUAUUCCAAGCCCACUUUAUUCCCCUCAUGGUAAUGCGUUGAACCCCCAGUUUGUUGAAUUCGUGGGACAGAUAAUCAACGGUUUCUUUGCCCUUUUCAUGUUCAUUCAGCUUUACCGAUUGGUCUUUGCCAAAAAGACAUCCCCGCGUAUCUAUACUUCCACUCCUGGGUUGCAAACAUUCAAAACAUUUUUGGUUUUGGUCCAAAUAGUCUUAUGUGCAUCGCUAUAUGAACUCAAUAAGAGCUCGUAUUUCAUUGGUAGUUUGGCCACAGUCCUGUUAGCAUUUGUCGUCGAAUUGGUCGAGUUCAGAAGAUCACCAGUUGCAAUUGCGUCGUUGUUAUUGUAUUGGCUUAUCAACACGGUUUUCUCAUUUGGGGUAUUUAUCCAAGAUUCUUAUUCAAAGCACAAGAUCUAUGCCAACUCAGGACCUGCGUACCUCAUUGAAAUAGUAGGGCUUGUCAACAGCUUGGCCAUUUUUAUCCUCGAGGUUGGCUUUUUCAAACCAGGGUUUGAGAUUACCAAUGAGAAGUUUUUGGACACUGUCAAUUUGUUUUCGUACUUCACGUUCUACUACCUCCAGCCGCUUAUUGAUAAGAUAUAUGCGACAGACGAUGUAAAGUUGUCCGACUUGCCAGAUAUCUUGGGCGAUAUCACUUGUGAUGACACCAAAGCAAAAGUUAGCCGUGCUUGGGAGCACGAAUUAAAGAAAAGCAAGAAAGCCGGCUGGUUAUCCACGAUCUGGGGUUUUGUCACCAGAAAGAAGGUGGAACCAAAACCAAACAUGUUCCGUUCUAUUGCCAGUGCAUUCACCGACAAGUUUGUUGUCAGCAUCACCUUAGCGAUUGUUGGUACAGGGUUGAGUUUUGCACAGCCAUUCCUUUUGCGAAAGUUUAUUCAAUUCUUCACAUCUUACUUCUAUAGUGAAGAAAAGCCUCCUAUAAUCAUUGGUUACUUCUGGGCAUCUGUGAUGUUUCUCACUUCCAUUGCGAAUUUCAUUACAUUCAACCAAGCGUUCAAGACUCAGUUUGAUCUUGGGUACGAGAUCCAAAGUUCAUUGACGACUAUAAUCUACGAGAAGGCAUUGAAAUUAUCUCCACAAUCUAGAAAGAACAAACCUACGGGUGAUAUUAUCAACCACAUCACGAUGGACAUUGAUAUUAUCUUUUGGUUUUGUUGGCAGCUUGGAGAAUAUUUGGCAUCACCAUUGAAGUUAGCCGUUUGUUUGGUUUCCUUAUACAAAUUAUUUGAACAUGCUACAUGGGCUGGUGUCGUGACAGCGAUUAUUAUUGCUCCUUUGGUGACGUUGGUAAACUCAUCAAUGUGGAAGAAUUAUAUUCAACUUAUGAAGGAUAAGGAUGAGAGAACUAGUUUUGUUACAGAGAUUUUGAAUUCAGCUAAAAGUAUCAAGUUUUAUUCCUGGGAGAAACCGAUGCUUGCACGCUUGGGCCAUAUUAGAAAUGACAGGGAAUUGAACAAUAUCAAGAAGAUCGGUGUGGUAAGUGCAUUGGCGCAGUUCUUGUGGUCAUGUAUUCCAUUUUUUAUCAGUUGUGCUACUUAUGCUGCAUUUGCUAUUUUCUACAAGACUCCAUUGACUCCUGAUAUCGUCUUCCCAGCUUUGGUAUUGUUUGACUUGUUAUCCGAACCAAUGUUGUUGAUUCCACGAUUUAUUGUACAAUUUAUCGAGGCCUCUACGUCAUUAUCUAGAAUUGGUGAUUUGUUGACCUUAGACGAGCUUGAUGACGAUCAACAUGGAUAUGUUAAACGAGACACAGAGCCAAAUGCCAAUUCCUCUUAUUCUGUGAUUGUCAAGGAUGCUACUUUCAUCUGGUCCGACGAGAAGAAAACCGAGUAUAAAGAUGAAGAAAGCGAAGUUCAAGACACUCCAUCAAGCAAUGUUGCAUUGAAAGAUAUCAAUUUCCUUGCGCAAAAGAGCAAGUUGACCUGUGUUGUUGGUAAAGUCGGCAGCGGUAAAUCCACUUUGAUCAAAGCUAUUUUGGGGGAUGUUCCUAUUAAGGUUGGUUCAUAUUCAGACAAUGCAGCUAACGGAUCAUCACCAAGCGUGGAGACAUUCGGAUCCAUUGCCUAUUGUCCACAAAACCCAUGGAUCUUGAACGGUACUGUCAAGGAGAAUAUUUUGUUUGGACACAAGUACGACUCUGAGUUCUACAGGAGAACGGUGGAUGCAUGUGAGUUGGUGUCUGAUUUCAAGAACCUUCCAGAUGGCGACAAGACAGUUGUCGGGGAAAAGGGUAUUUCACUUUCUGGGGGCCAAAAGGCACGUAUUUCGUUGGCCAGAAGUGUCUAUGCCAGAGCUGAUAUCUAUCUUUUGGAUGACAUUCUUUCCGCUGUUGAUGCACAUGUGGGGAAGAACAUCAUCAGGAAAGUGUUGAGCAAUGAGGGUGUCAUUGGUGACAGGUGCAGAAUCUUGGCGACAAACUCGGUGCCGGUGUUGCACGAAGCCAGCGACAUCUACUUAUUGUCCGGAGGUUCGAUAGUGGAACAUGGUGACUUUGAUGCUGUGAUGAGUCGUGACGGUGAUUUAGCCACGUUGAUCAAAGAAUAUGGAAGAAAGAAGGACGACAGUUCUUCCACAGAAGAAGGGUCAUCCACUACUGAUGUGCCGUCUAGUAAUGCUAAGCCAUCUACUCAGAAUGAAGAAGAGUCCUCCGUUGAUGUGAAGGAAACUGGGGAUUUGGUUGAUGAAAUUGUUGAAUACGUGGGAGAAGAGAAUAGAGGAGUUGUGGAAGGUGCUGUGUUGCGUCGUGCUAGUGUCGUCUCCUAUGGCCACAACUAUGAAGAUGACGAAGACUCCAACGGGGAGCCACGAAAGACCAGACAAGAAGAGGAAGUGUCGAGAAAGGGGACUGUUCCAUGGGAUAUUUUCAAGCAGUACAUUGUUGCAUGUGACUACAAGUACUUUUCGUUCUACAUUGCCGCCACAUUGACGGUUGUUUUGGUGUCAGCCGCCGAGAAGUAUUUGUUGAGUUAUUGGUCGCAGCUUAACAGUGAACACAAUGACACUGUGCAACCUGUAUUGUUCUUGGGUACAUAUGCAGGGCUUGGUGUUUUCUCCGGGUUCUUGACAUACUUGGGUGCUCUUGUUAUCUGGAGUUACUGUAUUGUGAAAGGAGCAGCUUACUUCCACAACAAGAUGGCUGAAUCGGUGUUGAGAUCACCUAUGUCAUUCUUUGAUACCACGCCAAUUGGGCGUAUCUUGAACAGGUUCACCGAGGAUAUCGGGAAGAUAGAUAUGAAUCUCCCAUGGACGAUUAUUUCGUUUGUGACCACGUUGCUCAAUGGUAUAGUUACAUUUGGUGUUAUUUUGACGUUUUUGCCUCCAAUGUUUUUGAUCAUUGUUGCUUUGCUUUUCGUCUACAACUACUUCAGGGUCCGUUUUGUUCCAACCACCAGAGAGUUGAAGAGAUUGGAGUCAAUUGCAAAGUCGCCGGUGUUGGCUACCAUCCAAGAGUCCAUCAACGGGGUUGACACCAUCAAGGCGUUUCACCAGCGAGAACGUUUUGUUCACAAGAGUAAGAAAUUCAUCGACGAGAAGACUUUGAUUGGUGUGGUGCAGCAAAACUGUAACAGAUGGUUGUCCAUGAGGUUGCAGUCCAUUUCAUCCAGUAUCAUGUUUUUCACUGCGUUGUUGGCAGUGGUUACUUUAGGUGGCAAGCAUCCGAUUCUUCCAAGUAUUUUGGGUUUUGUCAUGACAUAUUCCAUGAGUAUUACGUAUAUUUUGAAUUCCCUUGUGAGAAUCUGGGCCGAGAUGCAAUCGGGUGGUGUUGCUAUUGAAAGAAUAAUCGAGUAUUGUGACUUGCCGUCUGAAGCACCAAUGGUUAUUGAAGACAAGCGACCAGAGGCAUCAUGGCCCGCAGAAGGUGUUGUGAAGUUCAAGAAGUACAGUACUGCCUACCGUGAACACUUGGAUCCGGUUUUGAAAGAAAUCGAGUUGACGAUUGCGUCUAAGGAGAAGGUUGGUAUUGUUGGCAGAACCGGAGCUGGGAAGUCAUCAUUGACGUUGUCGUUGUUCAGAAUAAUCGAAGCCACGGGAGGGCACAUUGAGAUUGAUGGGGUCAACACUAGUGAAAUUGGAUUGUAUGAUCUUAGACACCAUUUGACCAUUAUCCCACAAGAGGCACACACGUUUAGAGCAUCUGUCAGAGAGAACUUGGACCCAUUUGGGGAGUACAGUGAUGACAAGUUGUGGAAGGUGUUGGAGUUGGCACACUUGAAGGAACACGUUGCCAAGAUGGAAACCGAGCCCCUGGAGCAAGAGAAGAAGAAGAGCAAGAACCAAGACGAGUUGCCAAAGAAAGUGGGGUUGGAUGCACAGAUCGAAGAAGGUGGGUCGAACUUGUCGUCUGGACAAAAGCAGUUGUUGUGUUUGGCCAGGGCAUUGUUGAAUGAAACAAGCAAGAUCUUGGUGUUGGAUGAAGCCACCGCUGCGGUGGAUUUCCAGACCGAUAAGAUCAUCCAGGAGACUAUCCGAAGCGAGUUCAAGGACAAGACCAUUUUGACCAUUGCACAUAGAAUUGAUACCAUUAUGGACAGUGACAAGAUUUUGGUGUUGGACAACGGAAGAGUUGCUGAGUUUGAUUCACCAGAGGCUUUGUUGAAGAAUAAAGACAGUAUCUUCUAUUCCCUUGCAAAAGAAGGUGGGUAUAUCAAUAAGAAUAUAUGA
Messenger RNA from Candida tropicalis MYA-3404, 4830 nucleotides. RefSeq lists its product as uncharacterized. Gene Ontology annotation, biological process: transmembrane transport. Gene Ontology annotation, cellular component: membrane. Lineage: Eukaryota; Fungi; Ascomycota; Pichiomycetes; Serinales; Debaryomycetaceae. The record is from RefSeq and is a predicted model, not a curated record. Gene Ontology annotation, molecular function: ATP hydrolysis activity; ABC-type transporter activity; bilirubin transmembrane transporter activity. The transcript has a single exon. Bases 1 to 4830 code for a protein of 1609 amino acids.